Molecule: messenger RNA, 1649 nt
Organism: Capsaspora owczarzaki ATCC 30864
Lineage: Eukaryota; Filasterea; Ministeriida; Capsasporidae
Product: WAS family protein
Exons: 6
Coding region: 40-1473 (477 amino acids)
Biological process (GO): exocytosis; Arp2/3 complex-mediated actin nucleation; retrograde transport, endosome to Golgi
Cellular component (GO): early endosome; recycling endosome; WASH complex
Molecular function (GO): gamma-tubulin binding; alpha-tubulin binding; actin binding
Source: RefSeq, a predicted model, not a curated record
CAUCUUUUCAUUUUUCUGUGUUGUGUGCUUUGGUCGAGGAUGGUUGCAAACUCGUCCUACACAGUUUCAGUCACCCAGCCGUUCCUGCGCCAGGAGGAGUCGGUCAAGCAGCUGGUCAACUCGCUGCAGUACGUCGAGCAGGUCGCGCAUGAUGUCUUCAAUCGGAUUACCACCCGCGUCGCACAAAACCGCGAGCAGCUCGUCACGCUGAACAACCGCGUCAACGUCGCUCUGGCCAAGAUUUCAAAGAUUCGCGGCAGCACCAAGGCCACCACUGUGUUUUCUUCAGCCAAGUACCCCGCCCCGGAGACGUUGGAUGAUUAUCGUCCACUCUUUGGUGACGGCCAGACAGCGCCUGUGCCCAACCCACCAAAGCUGCGUCCCCACGAGAUCCGCACCAAACAUUCGCACAUGGCCGAUGCAGAAUGGAAGGACCGUGUCAACUACUUUGCGAUCGACAUCAAUGUUGCUCGCGAACCUGAAAUCAUCACCGAUGAAGACGAAGGCGAGGGCCUCGGUCGCCUCCCCAAGCAUCUCCCAUCCGUAUCCUCGCUCUUGCUGUUCAACACGGCGGAAAACCCCUACAAAAAGUACGUGACGCUCGAUCCGCUCAGUGGCGUGCAGCACAAGACGCGCACGCUGGACGAGGACGGCGGAAUCAAGAUCGACGCUGCGCCGCAGUCCAUCCUGUCUGGCGACCAGAUGCUUCGUGGCACGGCCGAAAACUACUUUUACUCGCCCGGCAUGGGCGCCGUGCCCGAGAUUCAGGUACCCGGCAACCUGCCCGAUCUGCCUGGCGUCGCAGACGACAUUGCUUGGGAGGCCGACCUCGGUCCAUCCAUCGCCCCGUCCAUGCCCGGCUCCAACAUGCCCGAGCUGCCAACCGUGGCUGGCGUUGCUGCCCCGCGCGCACAGCAGCCCGGCACUGUUUCGACCUCGGUGUCGUCGACCCCCUCGUCCGUUUCAGCCCCGCCACCGCCCUCGGCCGCGCCCCCGCCGCCUCCGCCACCGUCCGCUGCUCCUCCGCCGCCCCCACCGCCGCCGGCCGACAUGGGCCCCCCUCCGCCGGCCCCAGCAAACGUUCCGCUGGAGGUGGCCGAGCCCGACUCUGGUCGCGGCGGCCUGCUCGACGCCAUUCGCGCUGCGGGUGGUGCUGGCAAGGCCAAGCUGAAGAGCGUCAAGGACCGCAAGCUCGAAGCCAAGAAGGCCAAGAAGGAAGCUGCUGCCGCCGGCGACGGCGAGGAAGAGGACGGCGGCAACAGCGGUGGCGGCGGCGGCGGCGGCGACAUGAUGGGUGACCUCAUUGCCACGCUCAACCGCCGUCGCAAGGGCAUCUCUGGCAGCAGCAAGCCCAGCAACAACGAGCGUAGCGAAGAGUCUUCUGGCAACCCCAUGGACAAGAUUUCCGCCAUGAUUCCCGCGCCCAAGGCACGCGCCGAGUCGCAGGCCUCGGACCACGAUGCCUGGGAAUAAAUACAAGAAAAGGAGGGGAAGGCAUGUUGAUGCUGUCAAACAGGUCAACACUGCUUGGCAUUGUCUAGAUUUUUUGAACCGUUGUUUUUGUUGUUUGGUUGUUGAAGGCUGGAAAUUCUUGUCUACCAACUUUUUUUACGUUUAUUCACGCACAAAUAAAAAAAUUCCAACACACA